Acanthopagrus latus (yellowfin seabream) is the source of this 1677-nucleotide messenger RNA. It is a transcript of the gene oaz1b, whose product is annotated as ornithine decarboxylase antizyme 1b. Gene Ontology annotation, molecular function: ornithine decarboxylase inhibitor activity. NCBI's taxonomy places the organism in Eukaryota, Metazoa, Chordata, Actinopteri, Spariformes, Sparidae. Gene Ontology annotation, cellular component: cytoplasm; nucleus. Gene Ontology annotation, biological process: positive regulation of protein catabolic process. The record is from RefSeq and is a predicted model, not a curated record.
UCCGACUGUCUCAUCGUCCACUACCCAGCUGAGCAUAGCAGAGAGCAGUCAGCCCGUCGUGUCUCUACCCGAGGCCGGAUGGUAAAAUCCAACCUCCAGCGGAUCCUAAACAGUCAUUGCUUUGCUCGCGAGAAAGAAGGAAAACCACAGACUUUUACUACCAUGGCGGACUUGAGUAGCGGUAUUUGUGACAUGAUUGGGAAUCUGUCCCUGCACUGUAGUAGUACCCGCGGCCCGGGGCCUCUGUGGUGCUCCGAUGCCCCUCUCCCACCCCUGAAGAUCCCAGGUGGGCGAGGGAAUGGCACACGGGAUCACACUCCUUCAGCUCGGCCACUCUACUCAGACCGAAAGCUGACUGUAACGGAGGAGCCAGCAGGGAACGGUCGCCCUAGGAUACUCCACUUCCAAAGUCGUCCCACCAUUUCCAAGACAAUACAGUGGGAUGCUGUCCUGAGCAGCAGCGCACUCUACGUGGAGAUACCUCUUGACCCUCUUCCUGAAGGCAGCAAGGAGAGUUUUGCGUCUCUCCUGGAAUAUGCCGAAGAACAUCUGAAAGUCGUUAGCGUGUUUGUCUGCUUUUACAAGAACAGAGAUGAUCGUGCUAAACUGGUGCGUACAUUCAGUUUCCUGGGCUUUGAGAUUGUGAAACCGGGCCAUGCCCUCGUCCCACCGCGACCCGACGUUUUCUUCAUGGCCUACAAUUUUGACAGGGACUCCUCGGACGAGGAGUAGCCCCCCGGACAACCCCUCCGCCCUCUGCUAACUUCCCAUUGUACGUUUGUCCAUCCCGUCCCAGCUGACUCAUACACACCACCGUCUGUGUUAAACCCUCAGCGGUAGCUCUCUGUAUGCAAGUAUUCAUUUCCCCAUGUGUUUUGUGUUCAAGGGAAUAUGUAAAUUGUGCAUUUUUCCACCAUUUAUCUUUCCUGUGUUAAACUGUUUUUCAUUUAAGUUUAAUUGGUGUUGUCACCUUAAAAGGAGGGAACCUUUUUGUUUUUUUGGACUUUAAAUCAUUACAGUUGUUGAAGCUAUAAGUUAAAUUCUGGUAUAAUUUCCAUUUUUUGUCAAGUCUUUGUUUUUAUUGAUUUUUCCUUUUAUGAUACAUUAAGGUGGAGGAUUCUUCAUUUCUUGAAUGUACAAAAAAAGGUCAUCAGGUUUACACUCGGGUACUCCAGCUUUUGUUUUGAUUGGCUAAAUAAUGACUUUAAAUUUGUCCCAUAGUUUCUCUAUAACAAAUACAUUUCAGCGGGACCAGUUUUAUUUGUAGCAUUAAUCUCUUCUCAAAAGUAUUAGGAUUUUUAAACGUAACUUUUGAGCGACAGCCCCAAUAAUUGGUACUUCGUAGCUGGAUAGUGAAUCCAUUUAGACUCGAGUUGGAGUGAAAAGAUGAAUGCACGUCUGAUGUGGGCGGUUCAAGUAAAAGAUCCUACAGUGAGUGAAUUGGUACAAAGUGAAUAAUCCAAAGUGCGUUUUUGCUUCUUUAUGCCAUGUAUAUCUGACAACAUUGUAGUAUUUUCUGUUUUGAAGGUUAAAAAAAUGCUGUGAUAUGAUUGGAUUUGUUUUUCUGGAUUAGCAUUCCUUUUAACUAUUUUUUUCAUAUGAUAGUUAUGAGUUUGUUGUUCACCUGCAUAGUGGUACCUGUUGUGCUUCUGUGAUAAUAAAACAAAUAAAAACAAC